Messenger RNA from Electrophorus electricus (electric eel), 6050 nucleotides. RefSeq names its product ATP binding cassette subfamily C member 1 (ABCC1 blood group) (gene abcc1). Gene Ontology annotation, molecular function: glutathione transmembrane transporter activity; ATP hydrolysis activity; ATP binding. The record is from RefSeq and is a predicted model, not a curated record. Gene Ontology annotation, cellular component: basolateral plasma membrane. Lineage: Eukaryota; Metazoa; Chordata; Actinopteri; Gymnotiformes; Gymnotidae. Gene Ontology annotation, biological process: xenobiotic transport; glutathione transmembrane transport.
CUACAGUAGAGGAGAGCGGCGACAGUAAUGGAAACGCAACCAAGGUUCUUCAGUAAAUUAUAAAACCUAAAACGCAGCCAAUGGGUAUUGAUAAUUUUUGCAGCUUUAACGGCUCUGAUCCUUUCUGGGACUGGAAUCGCACGUGGCGCACGCCCAGCCCGGACCUGACCCAGUGUUUCCAGAACACAGUGCUGAUGUGGGUCCCUUGUGCCUACCUCUGGCUGUUGGCACCCUUCUACAUCAUAUACCUCAAAAGCCAUGACCGUGGAUACAUAUGCAUGACUUAUCUCAGUAAAGCCAAAACGAUCGCUGGCUUCGUGCUGUGGAUGGUCUGCUGGGCCGAUGUUUUCUGCACGUUCUGGGAAAGAGGCCAUGGGGUCUCCAGGGCGCCAGUUUACCUCAUCAGUCCCACCGUGCUGGGCAUCACCAUGCUGCUGGCUGCACUGUUGAUCCAGUAUGAACGGAUAAAGGGGGUCCAGUCUUCAGGGGUGAUGCUCACCUUUUGGCUUAUUGCUGUGGUGUGUGGAACAAUUACAUUUCGAUCUAAGAUCCUGCAGGCAGUCUGGGAGCCCGCCACAGUCAACGUUUUCAAAUACGUCACAUUCUACGUCUACUAUGCCUUACUCCUGAUCUCGCUCGUCCUGUCCUGUUUCACAGACCAGCCUCCGCUCUUCUCCAGCUCAGUCAAAGACUCCGAACUAUGCCCAGAGUCGGGAGCUUGCUUCCUCUCCAAAAUCACCUUCUGGUGGAUCACAAGGCUGCUGAUGCAGGGCUACAGAAGGCCCCUGGAGGAGAAGGAUCUGUGGGUCCUCAACCCGGAGGACCAGUCCCGCACGGUGGUGCCUCAGUUGGUGCGUCGAUGGGACCAAGAAUGCAACAAGGUCAAAAGGUUACAGGAAAAGAGCAUGUACUCGCAAAAGCAGUCUGUGAUGGACAACAAGGAUGAGAGGAGACCUGAGGUGGAGUUUGAGGUCCUGCUGGUGAGGACGUCCCACAAAUCUGGCGAGCCGUCCCUCUUCCUCGCCCUGUGUCGGACCUUCGGCCCCUACUUCUUGGUCAGCGCCGUCUACAAGAUCAUCCAUGACAUCCUGAUGUUUGUGGGACCGGAAAUCCUCAGGCUGCUGAUCCAGUUUGUGAACGACUCCAGUGCCCCCUACUGGCAUGGCUUCUUCUACACGGCCCUGCUGUUUGUGUGCACCUGCCUGCAGACGCUCAUUCUGCAGAGGUACUUCCACGUCUGCUUCGUGACAGGGAUGAGGCUGCGCUCGGCCAUCGUCGGCGCCGUCUACAGGAAGGCCCUGGUCAUCACCAACGCCGCCCGCCGCACCUCAACGGUGGGAGAGAUCGUGAACUUGAUGUCUGUGGACGCUCAGCGCUUCAUGGACCUCAUCACCUACAUCAACAUGAUCUGGUCAGCCCCUCUUCAGGUCGCUCUGGCCCUCUACUUCCUCUGGCAGAAUCUGGGCCCUUCGGUGCUAGCUGGAGUGGCUGUCAUGGUGCUCAUGGUUCCAGUGAACGCAGUGAUAGCCAUGAAGACCAAAACCUACCAGGUCGCCCAGAUGAAGAGCAAAGACAACAGGAUCAAGCUGAUGAAUGAGGUGCUGAAUGGCAUCAAGGUGUUGAAGCUGUAUGCGUGGGAGCUGGCCUUCCGCGACAAGGUGUCCGCCAUCCGCGAGAGUGAGCUCGGCGUGCUGAAGAAAAUGGCCUACCUGAGCGCCGUCUCCACCUUCACUUGGGUCUGCGCGCCCUUCCUGGUGGCGCUGUCCACGUUCGCGGUCUACGUGCUGGUGGACGAGCACAACGUCCUGGACGCGCAGAAGGCCUUCGUCUCUCUGGCCCUCUUCAACAUCCUGCGCUUCCCGCUCAACAUGCUCCCCAUGGUCAUCAGCAGCAUGGUGCAGGCCAGUGUGUCCAUGAAACGCCUGCGCGUCUUCCUGUCCCACGAGGAGCUGGAGCAGGACAGCGUGGACCAUGUGGAAAUCAGUGGCUCUCCGAACAGCAUCCGUAUUGUAGACGGGGCUUUCAGCUGGUCGAAGAAGGACCUGCCUACCCUGAAGAGGAUUAACGUGUGUAUUCCUGAGGGGGCGCUGGUGGCUGUGGUGGGACACGUAGGAUCAGGGAAGUCCUCCCUACUGUCCGCGUUCUUGGGGGAGAUGCACAAACAAGAGGGGUGUGUGUCUGUCAAGGGGUCGGUGGCGUACGUGCCCCAGCAGGCUUGGAUCCAGAACACCACCCUGCGGGAGAACAUUGUGUUUGGACAGGAGAGGAGAGAGAGCUGGUACCACAGAGUGCUGGAGGCAUGUGCCCUCCUGCCAGACCUGGACGUUCUGCCCGGAGGAGACGCCACGGAGAUCGGGGAGAAGGGCGUAAACCUCUCUGGGGGGCAGAAGCAGAGGGUCAGUCUGGCCCGGGCGGUGUACUGCGACUGUGCAGUCUAUCUGCUGGAUGACCCCCUGUCUGCCGUCGAUGCCCACGUGGGGAAGCAUAUCUUUGACAAGGUCAUCGGCCCCGAGGGUCUGCUCCAAGGCCAGACGCGCGUGCUGGUGACCCACGCACUGAGCUUCCUGCCGCAGGUCGACCUCAUCCUGGUCAUGGUGGACGGAGAGAUCACGGAGACGGGCUCGUACGCCGAGCUGCUGGGCCGACAGGGAGCGUUCGCCGACUUCCUUCGCACCUACGCCAACGCUGAGCAGGAAGGGGAGGAGGAGCAAGCCGCAGAGGAGCCCGUGGAUCAGAAGGAGAGUGGGCCACCUGAAGAUGCAGCUGCACGGAAACCCCUGGAAAACCGAGACCGGGCGGCCGCGCUCGGACAAAGCCAGAGUUCCCUGAACGUGGCCGGAGCAGCCAAGUCCCUGCAGACAGCUGAGACUAAGGCCAGCCCAGCAGGCCAGAAGGACAUGGUGCCCGACGCUGCCAAGCUGACAAGGGCAGACAAGGCCAACACCGGCAGGGUGAAGCUGUCUGUGUUCUGGGAGUACAUGAAGGCCAUUGGUUUGUGCCUGUGCUUCAUCAGCAUAGUUUUCUUCCUAGCGCAGCACAUGGCAUCACUGGGUUCGAACUACUGGCUCAGCCUCUGGACUGACGACCCGGUUAUUAACGGCACCCAGCCAAGCAGAAAUAUGCGCCUGGGGGUGUAUGGAACCUUGGGCCUCUCACAAGGCAUCGCUGUGUUCUGCUACUCUGUCUCCGUAUCCAUCGGUGGAAUCCUCGCCUCACGCUACCUGCACGAGAGCAUGCUGUACAACGUGCUAAGGUCGCCCAUGGCCUUCUUCGAGUGCACGCCCAGCGGAAACCUGGUGAACCGCUUCUCCAAGGAGACGGACACCAUCGACUCAGUCAUCCCCAGCAUCAUCAAGAUGUUCAUGGGCUCCAUGUUCAGCGUGCUGGGCGCCUGCACCAUCAUUCUGGUCGCCACGCCUCUGGUGGCCAUCAUCAUCCCUCCUCUGGGCCUCUUCUACUUUUUUGUGCAGCGCUUCUACGUGGCCUCAUCUCGGCAGCUGAAGCGUCUGGAGUCGGUGAGCCGCUCGCCGGUCUACAGCCACUUUAACGAGACGCUGCUGGGGACCAGUGUGAUCCGUGCCUUUGGGAAGCAGCAGCGCUUCAUUGGGGAGAGCGAUUACCGCGUGGACCACAACCAGAGGGCCUAUUACCCCAGCAUCGUGGCCAACCGGUGGCUGGCGGUAAGGCUGGAGUUUGUGGGGAACUGUAUUGUGUCGUUUGCUGCGCUGUUUGCUGUGAUGGCGAGAGACAGUCUGAGUCCAGGGCUUAUGGGAUUGUCCAUCUCCUACGCUCUGCAGGUCACUGCGACUCUCAACUGGCUGGUGAGAAUGUCGUCCGAGCUGGAGACGAACAUUGUGGCAGUGGAGAGAGUGAAGGAGUACUCGGAUACAGAGAAGGAGGCCGAGUGGAAGCUAAAAGGGACCACUCUCCCUGCCGGCUGGCCCACUGCUGGACUCAUCCAUAUCAAGAACUUUGGCCUGCGUUACCGGGACGACCUGGAGCUGGCCAUCCACAAUAUCGACAUCACCAUCGAGGGGGGUGAGAAGGUGGGAAUUGUGGGCAGGACCGGAGCUGGGAAGUCCUCUCUGACGCUGGGCCUGUUCCGUAUCAUCGAGGCAGCUCAGGGAGAGAUCCACAUAGACGGAGUGAACAUCGCUGACGUGGGCCUGCACGACCUGCGCUCUAGAAUCACCAUCAUCCCCCAGGACCCGGUCCUGUUCUCCGGGUCUCUGCGCAUGAACCUGGACCCCUUCGACAGCUACUCCGAUGAGGAGGUGUGGAGGGCUCUGGAGCUCGCGCACCUCAAGAGCUUCGUGUCGGGUCUGCCGGACAAACUGCAGCACGAGUGUUCCGAGGGAGGAGAGAACCUCAGUUUGGGGCAGAGGCAGCUGGUUUGCCUGGCUCGAGCUCUCCUCAGGAAGACCAAGGUUCUGGUUCUGGAUGAGGCCACGGCCGCCGUGGACCUGGAGACCGACAACCUGAUCCAGUCCACCAUCCGCACUCAGUUUGAGGAGUGUACAGUACUGACCAUCGCUCAUCGCCUCAACACCAUCAUGGACUACACCAGGGUGCUGGUUCUGGAUAAAGGCCAGAUGGCUGAGUUUGGGUCUCCGUCCAGUCUCGUGGCCAAGAAAGGAAUGUUCUACAAGAUGGCCAAAGACUCAGGUUUGGUGUGACACCUGGAGGACGACCGAGGAGACUCCUCCUCCUCCUCCUCUUCGUCUCUCGUCCUGGAACUCAUCGUUUGUCCUAGAACACUCCGCGUGUUCUGGAACACAUCUUGGAUCCCAUUUGAGAGAGUUUCCAUAUCGUCUGCUUCUAAGGAUCGCUUCUGAUUUGCCAAUGGGACGUUUGAGUUGUAUUUUUGGCAAAAUUAGUUUGGUUUAAGAGACUGUUUGUUUUGGGGUUUUUUUUGUUUUGUUUUGUUUUUUUUUGGUGCUUGAUAUUAUUUGAAAGAUGCCUGAUCACAAGAGAUGGGUCUACAUUCAGACUCUAGAGUAAUGCUGUGGUUUUCAUUUGGAAACCUACCGAGAAGGAUUAGGUUUGACCAGCUUUGUCUUUUAGGAAUAUAUAUUUCUGUCUUUUGGACAUCACUGACAUCACUGUACUAUCGCUGAGCUCCAGCUGCAGUUGUCCACUGCCUGGCUGGCUUGCCUUAGCACCGUACAGACGGCACAGCAGUCCUGCGACGCGAUCAGGGCUCGUGUCCGAACCAAAGUCCUCCACGUCUAGGUCAUGUUCUCAGAAGGAAUGCAGACUUGGGUUCAUAGAAAAAGAAUUGUCCACCUCAGGCCGUCUCUUUAAAGCUGCCAUGUGUUAAUGAAACUGUUGGUCCUCCUCAGUGUUCUACAACCCUCUGCUCCUCCCACACAACCACACACCUCCCCCACCCACACAGGCGCACACAUCUGACGUCCUCAGGUCGCACAGCACUUUAAAAUUGUUACAUAUGCUAAAAGCAACUGGGCUGCUAGCUCCUCACCAGCUGGGUCUGCUCCCCAUCUUUGGAUCUGCUGGGCACUUUGCCCUGUUCUUUAAACGCAGCCCAGUCCUCUGUUCCUCCAGCGAUCAUGUACGCAGCGAAUAUUUAGCUGUUGCACUUCCAUCUUCAGCUACGGGUGUCUGCUGUGAGCCAUGACAAAUUUACAUAGACACCAGUCUGUGAGCACUCACACUCCACGUCCAGACUGGGACCGUCUGGGUUGCGAGGGAAGUCCGAUUGAGGCCUGCGCGCGUCUCUCGUGCGUACCCGUGUACCUGCGGUACAGCUGAAUGGGCCGACCAGGCUAUAAUUGGUCUCGUCUCUCUUUCCGGCAUUGUAACAUGGACACUCCAUCACACUCUGCUCAAGGCCAGUCAUUAGGACAAGACCUGCGUUCUGAGUUUAACUUUAAAAUGAUUGACCGUAGAUUGUUACAUUUAAAAUAUGACACCGUAUUUAUAUUGUUUGUAUAAUUAUAAAUUGAUACUUAUAUACCUGUGUAAGUGUCUUUACUUUCACGAAUCCAAAUAAACAGUUAAAGUAAAAAAAUAAAUGUUUUUGUAACAAA